Symbiodinium necroappetens is the source of this 567-nucleotide messenger RNA. The record is from the annotation of a GenBank genome assembly. NCBI's taxonomy places the organism in Eukaryota, Dinophyceae, Suessiales, Symbiodiniaceae.
AUGGCAUUCGGCUUGUGCGAGCUGCAUCGUGUCAUCAGCCAGCACAGCGAGGAACGGGAUGUGACGGACCUAUAUACGCUUGAAACUACCAAACUUGAAAUCCUGCGACCACAGGAUUGCAAGUUUGGCGAGUGGUCUGCAUGGGAAGUGCAUCUUUCUUCGUGCUGCUCAUCGUCUUGCAGGCGAUGUGGUGGACUUGCCGCAGGGACGGCACGAGCAAUCCAGCCACCGCUCUGUUGGUGUCCUCCCUCAACUGCCAGUUGCCUCAGCACUUCCGAAGAUGCCAUGACAAUGUUUGAUUUACAUACUUGGACCUUCACCACAAUUGUCAGCUCCGCGCUCGUGCGUCUGGCCAGCCAUGCUGCGGGAAAUGGAGACUGGCUUUGCAUAUUGCCUUUGGGCUUGUGGGCACCUGCAGUUGCUGUUCCUUUCAGACCAACCUGCCCCACAAGACCUUCGCAGAUGCUGUCUGGCAUCAGCACAGGCGGCCUUCCAGGUGGGCUUUUUCGGAUGGAUCGCCGCCGUCUGCUGUCUCCUUCGCGGCAACUUCCUGGACGAUGUCCUUGA